CUUAUGUACCUAACCUCAAAUUACACAUGCGUUGCUCGCACAGGCCGCAUUAAUGCUGUUCAUGUGGUAGUUUAUUGUUUAUUUUUCCUUAUUUAAGACUUAUUAGUUGGUGUAUUGAAAUGGGGCGAAAGAAAAUCGAUAAUCGAAUCCGUGUUCUAAUUGAAAAUGGCGUUAAAUUAGGCCACAGAACCCUAUUUGUGGUAGUUGGAGACAAAAGUAAAGAUCAGGUGGUAAUUUUACAUCACAUGUUAACUAAAGCUGAAGUUAAGGCUAGGCCUUCAGUGUUGUGGUGUUAUAAAAAGGAACUUGGAUUUAGCAGCAAUCAAAAGAAGCGAAUGAAACAUUUACAGCAUAAAAUUAAGUCUGGGAAAUUGAGCAUCGACGAGGAUGAUCCGUUUGACCUUUUCCUAUCAUCCACCAAAAUUCGGUAUUGCUAUUAUUCAGAAACUCACAAAAUAUUGGGAAAUACAUAUGGAAUGUGUGUUUUACAAGAUUUUGAAGCGUUGACGCCGAAUUUAUUAGCCAGAACUAUUGAAACAGUUGAGGGAGGUGGCUUAGUCGUUCUACUCCUAAGGACUGUUGAGUCUUUGAAGCAACUUUACACCUUAAAUAUGGAUGUUCAUCAACGAUUCCGGACCGAAGCUCACCAAGAUCUAGUGCCUAGAUUUAAUGAAAGGUUUCUGCUAUCGUUAGCUACUUGUAAAAGAUGUUUGGUUGUUGAUGAUCAGUUGAGAGUUUUACCACUUUCCUCCCACACGCUACAUGUUACGCCAGUCGAAGUCUCUAGGGAAUUAACGGAGAACCAAAUUGAACUGAAUGACGUAAAAGAAAAGCUUAGAGAUACACCCCCAGUGGGCAAUCUGAUAAACUGUUGUAAAACGUUGGACCAGAGCAAGGCUGUGUUGAAAUUCAUUGAGGCGAUUUCAGAGAAAACGUUGAGAUCUACAGUUUCGCUAACGGCAUCGAGAGGACGGGGCAAAUCUGCCGCUUUAGGUUUAGCUGUGGCUGGCGCCGUGGCCUUUGGCUAUUCGAAUAUAUUUGUAACAAGCCCGAGUCCGGAAAAUUUAAAUACAUUUUUCGAAUUCGUAUUUAAGGGAUUCGAUGCUUUGGAAUAUCAAGAACAUAUUGAUUAUGGCCUGGUGCAAAGCACCAAUCCGGAAUUCAACAAAGCUAUUGUGAGAGUCAAUAUUUCUAGGGAUCAUAUGCAGGCUAUUCAGUACAUUCACCCAACAGAUGCCAGCAAGCUUUCACAUGCCCAACUGCUGGUUAUAGACGAAGCAGCAGCUAUUCCAAUGCCUUUGGUCAAAGCUAUGCUUGGUCCAUAUUUAGUUUUCUUAGCUUCUACCAUUAAUGGUUACGAGGGCACUGGGCGAUCAUUGUCUUUGAAGCUUUUCCAGCAACUUAGAGUGCAAACAGUGCCUGUUGGUGCCAACACAAACGCUACAAAUACAAAAGAUUCAGCCGCAACCACCGGUCGCACUUUACAGGAAGUCACUCUGAAUGAAUCAAUUCGUUACAAGCCCGGCGAUGAAGUAGAAACGUGGCUGACUAAAUUGCUUUGCCUUGAUUCCACUUCUGUAGCACCGAUACAGUCCGGCUGUCCUGCUCCGGAUAAUUGCGACUUGUACUAUAUCAAUCGAGACACAUUGUUCUGCUAUCACAAUGCGUCCGAAUUGUUUUUACAACGACUAGUAUCCCUGUAUGUGUCCUCACAUUACAAAAACAGUCCCAACGAUUUACAAAUCAUGUCUGAUGCUCCAGCCCAUCAUCUGUUUUGUCUUCUUGGCCCUGUGGAUCCUAAUAGCAAGUCAUUACCUGAGGUUCUAGUUUUUAUACAGGUAUCCCUUGAAGGUGAAAUUCCCAAAUCCACUGUCCAGGAAGGAUUUUCCAGGGCAAAGCGAGCAGCCGGCGACUUAAUUCCCUGGACUGUCGGCCAACAAUUCCAAGACUCCGAUUUUCCAAAGUUGUCCGGAGCUAGAAUAAUUCGCAUAGCCACACAUCCAGACUAUCAGGGAAUGGGAUAUGGAUCCAGAGCUCUGGACUUGCUGAAGCAGUACUAUGAAUUGAAGAUUCCCAAUUUGGAAGAGUACAAAGUAGAUCAAGAAGAAAUCGCGACAGUUGAUGAGGAAACCGUAGGUUUGUUGGAAGAAACCAUAGAACCAAGAAAAGCUCUACCGCCGCUUUUGCUUAAACUAAGUGAAAGGCGUCCUGAAAGACUUGACUAUAUUGGAGUCUCUUUCGGAUUAACAGAGCAACUGCUCAAAUUCUGGAAGCGUGCCAGUUUCGUACCUGUUUAUGUGCGACAAACGACUAACGAUAUAACCGGUGAACAUUCCUGCAUAAUGUUGCAUGUUCUGAAUGCAGAAGAACAGCCCGGAAACCUUAAGUGGCUCAACGCAUACUGGUCGGACUUCCGCAAAAGGUUCCUAAGCCUCUUGAUGUAUGAGUUUAGUAAGUUUACGUCGGGAUUGGCUCUGGGCGUGCUCACAAAUAAGACCACAAAGUUGCAACCACUUGAUUUGAGCAGAGGGGAAUUAGGCAUCCACGUAUCGAACUACGACAUUAAACGGCUGGAAAUGUACAGUAAAAAUUUAGUGGAUUACCACUUGAUCAUGGAUCUGUUACCUACUCUAGCGCGAUUAUACUUCCUGAAUAAAAUGGUAGAUUUGCAAUUAUCUGCGGUUCAAUCCGCUAUCUUGCUAGGACUGGGAGCUCAACAUAAAACUGUAGAUCAGUUAGCAGCCGAAAUGAACUUGCCGUCGUCGCAAAUUCUGGGAUUGUUCAACCGAUUAAUGAGGAGAAUUGAGCAAUAUCUCAACUCUAUUAUUGAAAGUGACGUGGAGAAGACCUUGCUACCACAGAAAGACGUAAAUCUAACUCCACUGGCAAAGAGCAUGCAUGACGAAUUGGAGGAAGCGGCUAAGCAGCUUCAGAAAAAGCAGAAAAAAGAGCUAGAAAAACUGAAAAACGAAAAUUUGGAACAAUUUGUCAUCAAAGGCUCAGAGGAGGAAUGGAGUAAAGCUUUAACAGGAAAAAACAAGAAGAGCAUCAUCUCCGUCAAAAGCGAUGAUGAAAACAGCUUAAAUGAAUGUGCAUCAUCUCUAGAAGAACUAGUUCUGAGAGAAACACAGUAAACUUUUCUAAUUUCGAAUAUUUUAUUUUACCUCCAGUGGCGAAAAGAGAAUUCAUGGCGACAGCAAUACAGAUAUUGUGGGCUUAGAAGCGAAUACUCCAAAGAAGAAAAAAAUUAAGAACAAAAAGAAGAGUUUGUAGAGUAAGUACGACGCAACAUAUUCAUUACGUGAACUCCGUUACUUGACAUGUAAAUCAUUUUUAAUAUAUAAAUAAAUAAUAAUAAAACACUU
Messenger RNA from Dendroctonus ponderosae (mountain pine beetle), 3365 nucleotides. RefSeq names its product RNA cytidine acetyltransferase. Gene Ontology annotation, biological process: rRNA acetylation involved in maturation of SSU-rRNA. Gene Ontology annotation, cellular component: nucleolus; 90S preribosome. Gene Ontology annotation, molecular function: ATP binding; 18S rRNA cytidine N-acetyltransferase activity; tRNA binding. Bases 120 to 3134 code for a protein of 1004 amino acids. The record is from RefSeq and is a predicted model, not a curated record. The transcript has 12 exons. NCBI's taxonomy places the organism in Eukaryota, Metazoa, Arthropoda, Insecta, Coleoptera, Curculionidae.